AUGAAUGCUGCGGUCGGUGGUGGUAGGAAGGAAGUUCGUGGUGGUUCCAAACCGGACUCCGGCGCUUCUACUCUGGACUCUGAUGCUUUUGAUCUGGACUUCGGCGGCGCUAAUAACCCGACGUUCGGUGGUGGUUAUAUUCUGGACUCUGGCGCUUUCGAUCUGGCCUCCGGCGGCGGUGCUUCCAACCUGAACUCCAGCGCUGAUGCGGAGGUGCCUAUCAACGUUGCGGGCGGUGGUGGUGGUGCGGAGGUUGCUGGUGGUCCCGACCUGAACUCUGGUGCCUAUACUCUGGACUCCUCCGACGCUUUCACUCUGAAACCCAGCACUUAUGCGACGAUGCCCUGUGUGCAGUCUUGGGGACUCUUGUCCGACGAUGUCCGCCAGAAGUCUCUGCAACAACAAGCAGCACAUCGCAGCCUGCCUCCGCGGCUCACCAAGGUCGUCUCGUCCAUCGCCGCCUCCCUCCGGUUCGACCUCGACGAGUUCCAGACCAACCUGGUGCCAUACCCGCGUAUUCACUUCCCGCUCGUUGCCACGAGGCCAAUGGCGUGCAGCAGAUCAAACGUGCCAGACGACGAUCUCGCCAGAGUCAACCGUGCCCGUGUGCAUGUGUCCAAAAUCACCGGCCUAGUCCGCCCUGUCCCACAAGUUCGACCUUGGCCACAUGCCCUUCUGUACUGCGGAGACGUCGUCGUAAAGGACGUUCACCAGCUCUCCUCUGACAAAUUCGACCUCAUGUACAGCAAACCCCCAUUGCUGAGGCCUGGCCCGCUCUGUCCCACAAAUUCGGUCGAUCUCAUGUACUGCAAGAGCAAGCGCGCCUUCGGCCACUGUAUUCCUUCUAACAAUACCGCCAUUGCAGAGGUCUGGUCCGCCCUGUUUCACGAGGUCGAUCUCAUGUACAGCAAGCGCGCCUUCGUCCCCUGGUACGUCGGCGAGGGUAUGGAGAAGGGCGAGAGGACUUGGCUGCGCUCGAGCGCGAUGACGAGGAGGUUGCUGCCGACUCCGCCGAGGGUGAUGAGGGCGAUUCGUACCAAGAAUGCCAUCCCAUUAGAUCGCCGGCGUGGCCGAGUGAUUAUGCUCACAUGUCCAAUGUCAGUCCACGGCAGCAAACAGUCGCACAUCAGAAUGUUCCUUCGAAGGUAUCCCACCCGCCCGACUCCCGACCUUCCUCGAGUCCUGGCUCCUGCUCUCUCGAUUCCCGCAUGGCCCCAUCUGCCACUUACAGAUGCCAGAAUCGCUAUAUGA
Messenger RNA from Zymoseptoria tritici IPO323, 1251 nucleotides. RefSeq lists its product as uncharacterized. NCBI's taxonomy places the organism in Eukaryota, Fungi, Ascomycota, Dothideomycetes, Mycosphaerellales, Mycosphaerellaceae. Gene Ontology annotation, biological process: microtubule cytoskeleton organization; nuclear division; mitotic cell cycle. Gene Ontology annotation, cellular component: microtubule; spindle; nucleus. Bases 1 to 1251 code for a protein of 416 amino acids. Gene Ontology annotation, molecular function: GTP binding; structural constituent of cytoskeleton. The record is from RefSeq and is a predicted model, not a curated record. The transcript has 9 exons.